CUAAAUACAAUAGUUUAGUGUUGUCGAGGAUUGCAAGUGCAGUGAAGCCAUGAAACUGAAGAGCGUUGCCGUGAUUGGUUACUCGUGCACGUGAUGUCAAGUUGAAAAAGUCGGGUAGACGUUUUCAGAUGUUGUCGUCGUGUCUUAAAGCCAGUUAAAAUUUUCUGUCCUUCAGCAAUUCGCUUUAUAUUUUCAUCUUGAUGUUCAAGCUAGGGACAUUCGCUUACGAGGGAAGGUGUCAAUCUUACUUUUAGGACCUCUGUGACGAGAAAUGUAACAAACUCGCCGCGAGAGUGCCCUGUCAGAAAAGAGCAAGGAAUUGUCAAGCUGUCAAGGUUAAUGGCAGUACUUGAGUUUUGUGACCUUACCUGUUUUGAAAUUAAACAAAACAUGAAGUAAUACACGCAGAGGAAGCUACCGUGAAAAAAAUUCGCUGAUAGCUUUUGUUUGUCGUUUGUCGAUUUUAGGUGUCUUGUCUAACGAAAACGAACACAAGAAAUAAGAAAAUAGUUCUUCUUCUUUUUCAACAAAACUGAAGUUCACAGCUUGAGGCACUUCAGGUGACACAAGGCUGAAAAAGACAACUCCCCAUGAUAACUCUCUAAUCUACAUUUCUCCCUCAUUUGCGUUGGACGUUUCCUUGCAGUCAGUACUCAAAAGUACCAUGAUGUUUAGGCUGAAACUUGCGUUCGCUCUUAUGGCUCUCGUUCUUGCGAAAAAUACACUCUCUAAGUCCAUAAAGAAGAAGCACAGCAAAAAGGAGUCUAUACCGAAAUAUAAGUCUCACUAUGUACUACUUAUGGGAAACCCCAUCGAGGAUGAGCAUAAUCGCAAGGGGCUGGGCAUGAUUCUUUCCUCUAAGCUCAGAGGCGAAUCAGACAAACUAAACGGCGAGCCUUCGAAAGGAACCCACCACCACCAUCAUCAUCAUAAUAAACCAGGCACUGAUCUUGCGGCAACGCUGCAAACAUCUUCGGAAGGAUAUCCAUCGGAUGACGGUUAUAGCUACACCGAGGCACUAUUCACUGGGGCUCCGCUCUUGAACGGUACACCAGUUUCGGAGUCUGAUAGGACCCAAGAGCGUGACCGAAAUAAGGGUACAGGUUUCGCCAAGCUGCAAGCCGAUAAGAGCAAUGACCACACCAAGGAGGAAGACAGUGUCCAAAUUCAAAAGGAAGUUCAUACAGGGGAGGGUGUGGUGGGAAUUGCUGUUAACGAGAAACCAAAGGAGAAUCAGCACUUUCAAACAUCUCCAUCAAGUGAGGUAGGAAAAGAAGUGCAGAAAAAUACAGAGAAUUAUGAUGCAAAUCAACAAUCUUCUUCGAAUGCAUCCCCCUACAACUCAAAAAGUGAAAGAUUGGAAAAUGCAAAAUACACACAAAUACACGAAGUAUCAGGAGAUUUGUCGCAAAUGAAACAUCUCAAGGCGACCCCUUUAUCUGGAAAUUACAAAGAAGCAAAUAACCAUUAUCAACAUAGGGGGAAAUCCGCCGAGAAUCCACUUAGUGAUCGUCCUGUGGAACAAGUGCACCAAAUCUUGGUAACAGGUAAAACGCAAGAGAAUUUUGCUGGUAACGUAGAUGGUACUGGUCCGUUUGCUGGGGAAGAGCAAGUUAACAACAAACUGUCCGACAAAAUUAAUGUCAAAUCGUACGACGAGGAGUCAAACCUGUUAGUUUCAAGUGUUUAUAAUCAAGGACGAUUUGUAGAAAAGCAGGGAUAUCGCGUUGGCGGGCAACAACACCACGAAUUUCAUUCAAAUAUUACAACUGGACCUACUGAAUAUGAGAGGCCAGCGAAUUCAUUACACCAACCAAGCAUGGAUGAACUUCCCAAAGGUGUGGAACCAUCUGAAAAAGAGUCAGGGACCUCUCCUGCUUUAUCAAAUGGUUUCGGGACCAACGAAGAAAUUUCCAAACUCGGAAAUAAAAACAUACAGUUACAGAGUGAAUUCAUCCCAACUUCAACUGCCAUAGACGCUGAAAACGGCAAAGUAGAUACCUCGUACGAACAACUUGGUCGGCAACCUUUACAUCAAAAUCAUGAGCACACGGAAGGGGCAAGUGGGCCACCGAAUAUGAAUAAUCACGCUAACACAGGGGAUCAGAACUCUCGCGUCGCUCUUGAGUCAAGGAAAAUACCGAUUGAGAAAACGAAUGAAUCCAUGACAAUGCCCUUACAGAGUUCUACUCAAAAUGAAGGGGAUUCUCGAGUAGACGAAUUUAUCAAUCAACUGCGACCCCAUAAGAUAAUAGAAAGUUCAUUUGAUCAGGAGCUCACGCGCAAGAUAACGACAGGACCAUCGCAAGGAGAAAGUAACCAUGCAACUCCUAUGCAAAGUGCUAUUCCUGAUAAUACAUUUUCUGUUGAAAAAUCAGAAGAACAUGAUUCAUCAAAUAUAACACCACCUUCACUUCCAUUUCGAGAGGGUAGUAGCCCAGCAGAGUCAAGUAAUCGGAAUGAGGACUUGACCAAAGACCAGAGAGAACAGUCAGUUGAAGGAUCGCGUACCAACCCUGAGGCUUCAAAUACUAACCACAAUGAAAUAGAAACACAGCAAGAUAUAUCACAACAAAUGUUCCCGGCGAGUGCAGUGGACGCCCCACCGCAACACGAAGAUACCUCUACGAAUGAUUCUUUCCCACAAAAGGAACAGGAGGAAACAUCACAAAGUAGUGUUGAACAUGAACGUAAUAAAAAUGAAGAAUCGAGCGCCAGUUCAAUCAACUCUCUAGGACAAGCGUCUAUUCCAAAUGGAGCUACUAAUGAGAUAUCGUCUUCACGUCCAUACGGGGAAGGAAGCAUUUCGACGGCUUUUAGUCAUCAGAAUAAGGAAUUACCAAAUGACCGCAGCUCUGAAGAAUCUGAGGCAAUGAGACAGAAAGGAACACUUGAUAAACUGCCGGAUCAUGAAAGUACAUUUGCAAACGGAGUUGACUCGCCUCAACCACAGGAGGCGCUAGAAAGUAGCAUUGCGCCUGGGGUUGACACAAACGUUGCGUCGAGUGACAGUUCAGUCAAGUCACAAGGACACACAGAAAACCAAAGAGAAGGUGAUAAAGAGGAGCAGUCUUCGCUUUCCGAUCGGGAGGGUAGUAAUCCGAAGAUGUUUGGCCAUGAAAAUGGGGAAUUGCAACAGAACGUAGAGCAACAGCCAGUCGAGGCAUCUAUAUCAAGCUCUGAGGCAGGUAGUGAGGCAGGAGAAGAUUUUCCCUUGAGAAGCAGCCAAAUGGAAGGAACAAAGCAGAAAGAUACAUCAAACGGGGUGUCUUCAACAGAUUCAGACAACGGUGCAAACCUGAACCAAGAACAACAGCCCGUAGACUCAUUGCAAAGUAGCACGGAACAUCAAACUGCGACUAAUUUUGGUUCUAGUGACACGUCAGAUCAAAAUGAGUCGUUAGAAAAAGAACAGAGACAGCAGUCAGAUGAAGCAUUGCCGCCCGUCUCAGAGUCAAAUAGAGUUAGGCCUUUGAGUAGUAGUAACAUGGAUUCAACAACGCAAAGUGAAACAUCAGAUCACAUGCUUUCAUCGAAUAAAGUCGAUAACAAACCUGAUCAUGAAGACAGGUUCAUCAACGAUGCAAGUUUACACCAAGAAGAACAAAGUAUGGAAAUAUCGCCAAGUGAUGCCCAAAGUAGGCCUAAUACAAGUGAAAAACCAGUAGAAAGCUCACAAAACUCGCCAAGACCAACUGGAUUAGGUUAUAAGCCACAUGAAGUUAAUGUUGGAACCCCAGAAGAAGGUAACGUGAUGCCGGUAGCGGACAAUUCUAAAGAAUUAAUCGAAGGGCAGAAACUAAUGCCUUUUUUGGGAAUAAGAAACGACACAAGAGAACCUUCUGAAGAAAGGCAGAACAGCCAACUAAAUAAAGAAAAUGAACACGACAACAGAAAUCAAAAGAUUGUUUAUUUUUUAAAGAUGGCAAAGGGUAUUCCACUUUUGAACAGUCGAAAAACGACCCAUUACGUGGAGCACAGAAUAGAUAGCACCCCGGAAAGGGGACCUGAAGUGAAUGGUCGGAGAAGAUAUCCUUGGAGCUGGCAAUAUAACCUGAGACGUCCUAAUAGACCAGCAUGGGGACAAAGGCUUAGAAGACCAAGGCAAGGACGACGGCCAAGGUAUAGGUAUAGACCAACACUUGCCCAACCUAGUCCAUCCCCUAGCCCAUCGAUUGGUGGAGGCGGCGCCCUUGGUGGAAGCAGUACCAAUUCUAACGAGCCACAGGGUGAUUCAGAUUUUGAGGAAGAAGCUUUAAAGACGCACAACAAAUAUCGCAAGACACAUGGAGUUCCAGACAUGUCUUUAAGUCGAGAUCUUUCUAACCAAGCUAAGGCAUAUGCACAGAAGAUUGCAAAUAUGGGACAGCUACUGCAUUCCUCUCGGGCAGAAAGAGGAGAGUCGGUCGGCGAAAAUUUGGCAUACGCGUGCUCUUCUAACGGCACUCCCCUGACAGGAGAAUCUGCGACUAAGAUGUGGUACGACGAGGUCUGCAAACCUGGUUACAGAUUUCCUGAUGGCGGAUUCAGUUCUGGCACUGGCCACUUUACCCAGGUGGUAUGGAAGGACAGCACUAAGCUUGGCAUAGGACAGGGAAAGGCAACACAGAAUGGCAUGCCAUGUAUCUAUGUUGUCGGGCGUUAUGAAAUCGCGGGUAAUAUGAUGGGGGAAUUUCGGGACCAAGUGCUAAGAGGAAACUUCAACGAAGAAUAUUGCAAUAACGUUAAGAAGUAGCUAUAACAACAUCUGUGUUCAUAGCUGAAAAUUUAAGUUUGCCAUAAAUUUGCAUCUAGUCGUAAGAACGUAAGAUCGCUUUCAGCAGAUAGAAUGAUUGAGAUUGACUCAUUUUAGAGGUUUUAAAUCACCUUCUUAUGCAUUAUUUCCCAGGCUGCCUGAAAAGACUAAUAAGGAAAUGUGUAAAUUUAAAAAUAACUGUAAUUAAACAAAUUUUGUGGUCAGUUGAAGUCUCUCCGUAGCGGGCGCUGCACCUAAUGACAUUAGGCCUGCUUUGGAGAUAUUUAUUUAUUUGUUUCUUUUCGCGGUACUUUUAUUUUAAAUAGUCAUUUUGAAAUUGAGUGCUGCUUAUCAGAAUCUUAAAAAUCCAAAAAUGUUUUCCAGUUUGAUGCUUAAUCCAGAUGCAAUCUGUAAAUCUGCAGCCUGCAGUACAAUUAUGAGAAAACUGUAUUUUUUUCUGAGUGGCUCAAACCUGUUCUUAAUCAGUGUAAAGAAAUAUUGUUAUAAAUAAAUGUAAAAGAAAUGAAAUGAAUAAAUUUGCUUUAUAAUAAAUAUUGGAGAUGAAAGGUAUAGUGACUGUUGUGAUAUUCUUACGGAAGCAGAAGUUGUUAUUACAAUCCUUGUACCAUAAUGGACAAUUCCCACCAUGAGACGUGCCUGGAGGGAAUCAUGGUAGUUGUAUUCAUCUUUUUGGAUUGGGUAUUUCUUUUUCAGGAAUACAACUACCAUGAUUCCCUGCGGCUCGCCGGUCUCAUAGAGGGAAUUGCCUGUUAGUCCU
Messenger RNA from Orbicella faveolata, 5513 nucleotides. RefSeq lists its product as uncharacterized. Lineage: Eukaryota; Metazoa; Cnidaria; Anthozoa; Scleractinia; Merulinidae. The record is from RefSeq and is a predicted model, not a curated record. Gene Ontology annotation, cellular component: extracellular region.